AUGGACGACGAGAUGAGAAAACUACGACAGCCUCUCAUUUCUAGUAGCAGUGAGGACGAAAGCGAUGGCAGUGUUGACGACAAUGAGUAUAAUGGUCUCCUACCGCACCGGACGCAGUUUGACGAGCGGGUUGCACCUCGACGAAUACGUCGGCGUCGCAAGGACGAGAAGGAUUGGGGGAAAGUCCUUAAGAAAUUUGCAAUUAGUGUACAGACGCUUAAAUUGUUUCAAUUGAUAAGUAGCUGGAUGGUCUCGCUCUCAUCCGCAGUCAAACUUCUGGUGCCGCGCAGUACGAGCCCAUCUCCUGUUUCGCUGUCAAUGCAGAUGAAUACACACAGACGCAAAAUGGACGAGGUCUCAGAUCGGGCAUUGGCGUUAUUAGCGAUCACCACGCUGAGUUUCUGUUUUGUGCUGCUGUUAGUAGUAUAUACACACACGGCAUAG
Messenger RNA from Plasmopara halstedii, 444 nucleotides. RefSeq lists its product as uncharacterized. The coding region runs from base 1 to 444 and encodes 147 amino acids. The record is from RefSeq and is a predicted model, not a curated record. The transcript has a single exon. Lineage: Eukaryota; Oomycota; Peronosporomycetes; Peronosporales; Peronosporaceae.